Messenger RNA from Carica papaya (papaya), 1553 nucleotides. Its product is annotated as calcium uniporter (DUF607). The record is from RefSeq and is a predicted model, not a curated record. Gene Ontology annotation, biological process: calcium import into the mitochondrion; mitochondrial calcium ion homeostasis. Gene Ontology annotation, cellular component: uniplex complex. Lineage: Eukaryota; Viridiplantae; Streptophyta; Magnoliopsida; Brassicales; Caricaceae. Gene Ontology annotation, molecular function: uniporter activity; calcium channel activity.
UAUUAUUUCUCGCUAAUUCACUCCAGAUUCUUCUCUUACAAACAAAAAGAAAUAUUAAAGAAUAAAAUGGAAACCCCUGAUUCUCCUCCUCUAUCGUCGCAUCCUACAUAAACCCACACCAUGAUCACCGCCCCCGCAUAAUAUCUCCCUUGACAUCCUUCUAACUUCAAUUUUCUGUAACUCUCUCGUCCAUGGCGCUUCGAACUAUCCUCACCAAGCGUAUGGUUGAAAGUUACAGAGUCGGAUCAUCAGCCGCCACUCUGCAACGAUCUCCCUCCUUCAAAACCAUGCUCCCGCCAAAUGUCGCCAACGCUAACCACCACAGGGAGUACCUCACCUCACCAGAUUUCCCUGACACUGGAUUUCUCCGACCAUUCCUUCACCGCAGAGCUGCCAAUCAGCCGUCAUCGCUGAAGAAACCGCCGGAAUUCCUGUCACUGCCGGUGGGCGACGCACUGAGAGAGAAACUGAGAGGAAUUAACUUUGACGGCGACCGGGUCCGGGCUACAGGCUUGGAUCGGAAUUUACUUAGGGAGUUGUCGGUGGAGGAGACGAGGAAGUUGUUGAGGAUCUCUCAGGUAGAGAAGGUUAAGGCCAGGGUAAGAGAGAUUCCCAACACCUCUGUUUCUUACCAUGAGUUUAUCAACAUCUGCGUUGAAGCAUGCAACAAUGAGGACCAAGCCGUAGAGUUGGCUAAAUUGUUGGACCAGUCCGGAAACGUCAUCGUUUUGGGGAACAUCGUCUUCCUCAGACCAGAAGAGGUGGCUAAGUCAAUGGAGAGCAUAAUAUCGGCAUGGGUGGGUACAGAAAAUGAUCCAAGAAGAGAAGAACUGAAGCAGAUGGAGAAGCAAAAGUCGACGAUUGAUCAAAAAGCGAGGUCUCUGGUUCGAGGAGAGCUUUACUGCGGACUUGGGUUCCUACUCAUUCAAACCCUUGGUUUCAUGAGGUUAACAUUCUGGGAACUGAGCUGGGAUGUAAUGGAACCUAUCUGCUUCUUCGUCACCUCCCUUCACUUUGCCAUCGGCUACGGCUUCUUUCUCAAAACAUCCACAGAACCCUCCUUCGAAGGCUACUUCCAGCGUCGUUUCAGAGCCAAGCAGACCAAGCUCUUCGCCACCCACAACUUCGAUCUCCAAAAAUACAACCACCUGCGCAAACUAUUUUACCCUCACAGCCUUUCGGUGGGUCAUGAAGAAGAACACCAAGGGGGUUUUCUCAGCUCGCCGCCGUAACGCAGUAUCGUAGUAGUAAUAAUGUUAUAGGUAGGUUUUGUUCGAGUCUACUGAACCCGGUGACCCUGUUAAACUGUGUUAACAAACUUCCAUGAACAUAUGACGAUGAUGACAAAGUUUUUUUCUUUUCUUGUAUGUUUAGUCAGCGUUAAAUAAACAAAGUAUUUGAGAGACGCAAGUAUGGGUCUGUAAAUAGUUUAACUUGUGGCUAUUUGGAGGCCCAGUUUAGGGUUUCUAAUUGCCUUGCUUUCUGGUCAUGCCCUAAAUACAGGGAAAGGCUAGGAGCCCAUAUUUUAUGGUGUUGUACGUACAAUUUUUAAU